CUAUCCACCAUUUUUUGAUGACAACCCAUUUGGAAUCUACCAGAAGAUUCUGUCUGGAAAACUGGAAUUCCCACGCCAUCUGGAUUUCUACGUCAAAGACCUCAUCAAGAAGCUUCUGGUCAUUGAUCGAGCCAGACGACUGGGCAACAUGAAGAACGGAGCUGACGAUGUGAAAAAGCACCGCUGGUUUAAGAUGGUGGACUGGGAGGCGGUUCCUCUGAGGAAGCUGAAGCCUCCAAUAGUCCCUAAAGUGUCUCAUGAGGGCGACACAUCGAACUUCGAUGUGUACCCGGACAGCGACUGGAAGAAGGAGCCUCCUCUGUCUCCCAAGGACCUGGAGGUCUUCAAGAACUUCUGAGUGUGGUGUGUUGACUGGUUCCCAUGUAAAGUUCCAGGUACUGUCGUGGAGAAGACCUGUGUCAGUGAGGGAGAGUGUGUGUAUCUUCAUCAGAUGCUGUGAAGACAUUAAUUUAUCUGCUAUCAACUUGUUUAGUAUUGUUUGUCCUCUCUGAGCCUGCUCUUAUGCACACAAAUGUCUGGUUCAAACCAAACGACUGUUACUUUUUACAACAAUCAGGUCUUUUUGAUAUCUUCCUUUUAUAUUUUCUCUGUUUUUAAUUCAACGAUGACUUCGGGUCGCUGUUCCAGCCCAGCGUCGUCCACGACUUGUACUGUUUGAAGUCAGACACUUUAUUUUGAAAAACCAUGACUUGUAGCACUUGGGACAGUGCCUUACAUCCAGGACCGAGGUGUGGUGGUGGUCAGGUCCACUUGAAGUGGGUGCUUCCUGCAGUCCUACAGUGUCCAUGUGAGGGUGUGUCACCUCACAGCUCUGCUGCAGCUUCUUUAGUGGCUAAAMCCAGCGAGUCACGGCUGGUUGAUGAGGAACCACCAUGAUUUGUUCCUCUCACCAACAGCUGGCCUCUAGGCAGACUGUGGAGUCUGGAAUUAGUCCUGUGGACCAGUCAGUAUUCGUCUGAAGUAAAUACACAUCAGUUAUCAACACUUAUGAAUGAUAAUAAUCCAUUGUUCACAUUAAACACUGUUAAUGAUCUCUGCUCUUCCUCGUCCACUGGACCUCAUCACGGUGAGGAAAAGAACUGAUUCUGUGAGUCCAGUAGGAGGAUGAAGGAUGGCCAUGAAACUAAGAAAUGUUAGUUUUUAGGAAGAAGAAAGGCUUAUUUAGAGUAUGAUGGCAGCAAAACGUCUUGAAACCUUCCUCCAGGUCAGUGUGUCUUGCCAUUUUCUUUUAUUUCAUCCACCAUUAAAGACAGAGCAGUAAAAACAAGAUGCUCCUCCCUCUUCAGACACGAGUCUAGUCUCUGUCCCAGUCUGAACGUAGUGUUUUAGAUGCUCAAAACACGUUGGGUGUGAGCCCGGCUUAAUGGACCUGUGGAUAGAACCUGAUCACUUAUAAAAUCCUCCUCCAGAUGGUUUCCAUCCUUACGUCUGACUCUUUCAGGCUUCUUUGGAACAUUAAACAGACAUGUUGCUGCCAUCAAACUCAAAAUGACCUGAUUUAUUAUAAUUACUUAGUUUAACUGUGUUCAUGAGGUUUACAAAUCACUACAGUCUGUUAUUUACGUUUUACAAACAAACCCAACUUUUAUAUCAGGGUUGUUAAAAAAAAGCACCUUUUUAUCUGAUCUGGUUUCAUGUUGCAUCUGUAGAAUUCCCUGAUGAUGUCAUUGAUCGUCUGCUUCUGUCUGACUGUUUUGUUUGUUUGUUUGUUUGUUUGUUUGUUUUUGCAUGUGUCCUGACCCUAAUGUGGCGUAUAUAAAUUUAUUUAAUGCAGUUCUGCAUCUGUCACCAAACAGAGUAAACAUUUCAAACCCUA
Austrofundulus limnaeus is the source of this 1837-nucleotide messenger RNA. Its product is annotated as cAMP-dependent protein kinase catalytic subunit PRKX. The record is from RefSeq and is a predicted model, not a curated record. Gene Ontology annotation, cellular component: cytosol; cAMP-dependent protein kinase complex. NCBI's taxonomy places the organism in Eukaryota, Metazoa, Chordata, Actinopteri, Cyprinodontiformes, Rivulidae. Gene Ontology annotation, biological process: protein phosphorylation. Gene Ontology annotation, molecular function: ATP binding; cAMP-dependent protein kinase activity.